This is a messenger RNA of Gryllus bimaculatus (two-spotted cricket), 630 nucleotides long. The record is from the annotation of a GenBank genome assembly. NCBI's taxonomy places the organism in Eukaryota, Metazoa, Arthropoda, Insecta, Orthoptera, Gryllidae.
GACCCCAACGAGCCGCGGGUACGCCACCCGGACUACGGACCUGCACGCGGAACACGGCCACGCGGCCUCACCUGGGAGGCGUACGAGCCUGGCACGCAGCUGUACCUCAGCCUCACACAGAAGCCGCGUAUGCGGAGCCACUACCGGGGCCACAAGAUGGCGCUCUGGCUCAACCUCAUCCCGCAACUGCACCAGCCCGGCGGAGAUGACGUCAGCAUGCGCCACCACAACUUCCGGGAGCGCGCGGAACACUUUUAUUCAGGGCUGGUGCGCGCGGAGUCGUUCACGCGGCCGCCACCACCUCCCCCCGCGCCCGGCAGCACGCCGCGCACGCCCUCCACCGAGUGCACGCCCAACUCCACGGCGGCGCCCUGGGACGAGGACGUGGUGGGCGUGGACGAGGACGACGAGGACGGCCUGGGCGGGGCCGGCGGGCCCGAGGACGAGGCCGGCCUGCUGCGCCGCCUUGCCACCAGACACUACUACAGCUACACGGCGGCGCUGGGCGUGACGGUGGGCGUAGGCUGCCUACUCCUCGUGCUCAACAUGCUGGUGUUCGCGGGCGUCUUCUACCGGCGGCGGCGGCGCGGGGGCGGCGCGGGAGGGCGGGCGGCGGCGGCGGCGGCCGAG